Molecule: messenger RNA, 2783 nt
Organism: Cucurbitaria berberidis CBS 394.84
Lineage: Eukaryota; Fungi; Ascomycota; Dothideomycetes; Pleosporales; Cucurbitariaceae
Exons: 4
Coding region: 132-2387 (751 amino acids)
Cellular component (GO): Ino80 complex
Source: RefSeq, a predicted model, not a curated record
UGGUUAGCGUCAGCUUGGCUCGCCUGCACCUACGGUACCAUUGAAGCUUCUCGAUACCCAUGACCCUCGGAUUGCCGUGACUAGACCAACCAAGCUUGAGGCAACAUAACACCGGCCAAAUUGCGUGCGACAUGUCCUCCAUGGACGACACACCGGCCUCUCGCACCGAAGAGCCCGACUCUCGAAACAGCUUGCGACACAUUCUCGCAGCAGAUCCGCCCAUGGACGACUCCAAGCCCUCGCCUUCGCUGGCCAAUACACCUGCGCCCGAAGACAGCGAGGCUGCAACAGAUGCGCAAGAUGGCUCCAAGCCAGCGGCAGACGGCGACGCGGCGAAGCCCUACUACACAGCUACGACGACAACUACCCGCCGCAACGCAAAUGGCAGCGUGUCGUCUGUCUACAGUGGAAACAAGAUUAAGCAUCUCAAGAAGGACGACGGCAUCCCGCUAUGGCGCAAGGACAUCCAGUACGACUUCCUGAAGCUUGUCUUCGAGGAUGACCAGCGCGUCUUCACCAAGCAGUCGGAUUCCUCGGGCGGGCAUACUUUUGCCGACAUCUACCUCGAUGCCAUGGCCAAGAGCAGCAAGUGCAGCAAGAUCCUCAAGGACAAGCUGUUGACGGAGCGCCCGGCUGCUAUCAACAUGGCCAUGGUGUGUCUGCUCGUCAACGUAGGGCGCAUGAACACUACGCUCAACUUCUUCCCCGAAAUGCGCGCCCAACUGCGAACCUACCACUCGAUCCCCUCCCUCCAAGCCCACCAAGACCCCAACGCAUACAAGCAGCUGCAGGAUGCGCCCCGACUCAAGUCGAUACUGAAGGGAGCAACCGAGGAUUCUGAGCAGCCCAGCACCGUCGAAGAGAUCAUGGCAGCCUCGAUCCCCCGCACGAACCCUGUCAACCUCAUCUUCGUCCUGUCGCAGUACGCGCCCAAGAUCUCAGAACUACACUUUCUCCCACCACGCGACUUCUUCGACCUCGUCAUGCGGUCCAACCUGAGCAGCAGGAGCCGAGCAACAGCCUUCCUGUGGCUGAUGUGGUGGUACCUCGAGAGCGACUUCUCCAAGGAGGCUGCUGAGAGCAACCCCUUUGGCCCGGGACAGCUUGGGCCUGCUGAUGAUCCUGCAACGGCCGAGUUCCCUAUCAAGUGCCCUCCCUUUGAGUUCUUGAACCCGGAGCAGGAGGUCCUGGAGAAUGUCGAUACGCUUGAAGAGAAGAAUUUUGGCGAGAUCAAGCGCAAGGAGAGGAUUGCUAUACUGGCAAGUGAUAUGGCGCCUAUUGUUACAGGUCCGAAGCGCACGAACAAGAAGGGUUUCAACCAAAAUCCAGUUUUCUCAGUACUAGCGGAUGAUGGCGCUUCGACGCCUGGAAGAGAUCGCCAGUCGCCAUCUCAUGGAUCUGCACGAGGACGUGGCAAGCUGGCAAAGUCCAUCAUAGAACGCGACUACCCUUCAGAUACGGAUCGCACCCGUUCUGUAUCCCCCCCAGUCAGCGUCUACAACACCGGCAAGAAGUCCACACCAAACAUGCGCAUCAACACGCUCCUCAAUGAAGACGGUCUAGCCUCGACACCCGCUCCUAAAGGCCCUGGCCGCGGCAACUGGUCGCGUAAUCGUACCUCCACAGCCGGCGGCACAGCAGCUCGCAACUUCAAGUCCAAACUCGACGCCACCGCGUCCCAAGACGGCCAAUCCCCCUCAGCAUCAGCACCGACGUUCAAUGGCCCGCAUGGUUUCUACCUCCCCUUAAAUGGCUCCGAUCCAUCUCACAAGCGCACACGACCACUAACACAACACCAACUCGCCGUCGAGCAGUAUCGUCGCCGCCGCGUAGACGUGAUCCUCGACCGCGGCAUCCGCAUUCAGUACAAAGCCGCAGCCAAGCGCCGCCGAAAGAACAACCUCUUCAUGCAGAGCUGGAUUAGGUGCAAGGGCAUGCCCGACGGCUACGACACCGACGAAGAGACACACGCCCAAACCAUGCACCAGCAAGACAUUGAAGUAGGCACAAAGACACCCCCUCCCAUGCCCGCCGGCCUGGUGCCCCUCGACUUUGGCGGUGAAGUCAACGACCACGGCGAAGAAUCCUACUAUCGUGCUAAAAUGCUCAACCGCGCAUUGCGCAGGCUGUCUCGCUGGGAAGAUGGCCGUGCAGGCGCGCCACGAGGCAGUCGUCGGGCUGUCAAAGGGGAAAGCAGUCUCGUUCAACCUGUUAUCGCGGCGGAAGACAGCGCAGACGAUGACGAUGAGGAGAUGCUCGAUGUCGAGGAUGCCCUCGAUCGACGGGAUGAAUCUAGCUCUGAUGAGGAUGUUGAUGAUGAGAUGGAAUUGUCUAGGGAGAGGGCGUGGGAUCCGUUGUCUUUGCCGCCGUUGCCACGGAUGCGUUGAUUCAUGUUAAGCGGGGCGUCUGUGUUGGCUUCUUCUUUCUACCCCUUUUUAUUGUAGUCUAUCUGUCUGUAUUAGUUCCGGAUCAUACUUGCUCUGCUCGGCGUCUUGGUAUUGUCUAUGGAGUUAUUACUUGGCUCACUACUAUGGAAGGAAGACGGGGUGUUUGGGUAAGGGGGUAUGUAGGUAUUGUAUGCAUAUAUCGUCUAGUAGUUUAGUUACUUAGACUAGACCCUUUUACUUUUCUUACUCAGGAUUUCAUAACUGCUAGUAGAAGUAGCAGUAGUCGUAGUCCAAGUUUAAACUCAAUUUUCUUCUUCUUCUUCGACGACUCUUGUUUUUCCUUCCUUGUUGGGAAGUUUAUAUAGUCAUUACCAGUUAGGUACAUUCACUAAUCUG